GAAAAAUAUAGAAGGAGAAAAAGGGGCCUCACUCUUUGCAUGCCAAUAAUAACAUCUUGAGAAGAAGAAGAAGAAGAAGAGAAGGAAGAGUUUGUUGGAUUUUCCGUGGCGUGGUCCCCGUGGUGAAGAAUGGGUUUCAGAUCCCUCUUUUGCCGGAAGAGGAAAAUGCUCAAGACGACGUCGUCGUCCUCUGCGUCGACCUCUUCCACCUCCGCGCUGCCCACGGCGAUCCCAGGCAGCGGCCGCGGCCGCGUGGCGGAGGAGCUGGAGUACGUGUUCAAGAAGUUCGACGUGAACGGCGACGGCAAGAUCUCGUCCUCGGAGCUGGGGUCCAUGAUGAGGAGCCUGGGGCAGGCGGCGACGGAGGAGGAGCUCUCGAAGAUGAUCGGAGAGGUUGACGCGGACGGCGACGGCCACAUCAGCCUGGAGGAGUUCAUCGAGCUGAACACGAAGGGCGUUGACCCCGACGAGGUCCUCGAGAAUCUCAGGGACGCCUUCUCCAUCUUCGACAUCGACGGCAACGGCUCCAUCACCGUCGAGGAGCUCCACAUGGUCAUGGCCAGCCUCGGCGACCAAUGCUCCGUCGACGACUGCCGCAAGAUGAUCGCCGGCGUCGACGCCGACGGCGACGGCACCAUUGAUUUCGACGAGUUCAAGAUCAUGAUGACGGCUUCCGCUUCCGCUUCCGGGGAGUUCCAGAUUAACGCCGAUAACAAAAAGCGUCAAUAAUUAAUUAAUUAAUCAAUUGAUUAUUCUUUUUUUUUUUUCUUUUGUUUUCUUUUGUUUUGUUUUGUU
Cajanus cajan (pigeon pea) is the source of this 795-nucleotide messenger RNA. RefSeq names its product putative calcium-binding protein CML25. The record is from RefSeq and is a predicted model, not a curated record. Gene Ontology annotation, molecular function: calcium ion binding. NCBI's taxonomy places the organism in Eukaryota, Viridiplantae, Streptophyta, Magnoliopsida, Fabales, Fabaceae.